Messenger RNA from Hevea brasiliensis (rubber tree), 3779 nucleotides. RefSeq lists its product as uncharacterized. Bases 406 to 3384 code for a protein of 992 amino acids. The record is from RefSeq and is a predicted model, not a curated record. Lineage: Eukaryota; Viridiplantae; Streptophyta; Magnoliopsida; Malpighiales; Euphorbiaceae. The transcript is spliced from 5 exons.
CCAAUCGCGACUUGCCCGCGCAGACGCUCAGUUCCUGUCGGUCUAUCGUUUUUUGAAAGUUCAAAAACCUCUCUCUCUCUCUCUCUCUCAACGGACCCCUCGCUCUCUGCCUCCGUUCUCAGUCGUUCGCUCAUUCUCUCUCUCUCUCUCUCUCUCUCUCUCUCUCUCUCAAGUUUCUCUCUCAAUCUGCAGACUAAGAUCUGUAGCCAGAAUCUGAGUGAGUGAGCAAGUGUUUGCUAUAUAUAUAUUUUUUUUCUUAAAGAUAAGCUGAAAUUUUAAUGUUUUUAAGCCCAUGGUUUUCUCGGAUCCUUCCUCUAUCUUUCUUUCCUGCUUCUUUCCUGGAUUUCCGAUCUAGGUUUCUUCCAGAUUACUUACCAAUUCCGAUACUCAUUUUACUGAGCGAAAAUGCAGUCACUUCGGCUAAAGAAGCCCAAUAUUGCGGCCUGCACUGAUGAUUGCAACUCCAGCCGUAGAUUCAGAGAAGAUUUAUUUCCAGGAAACGGGCAGGUUCAAAAACAGAGAAGCUAUUCAAAACUGGCAUCUGAUUCUAAUUCUCAAAAUAGUGAUACAACAAGCAAAGAUUUGUUCACGUGUGAAUUGGGGUGGAGUUCUUCGAAACAAGUAUCUGGAACACCAAUAAAGAAGUUAUUAGCUGAAGAGAUGUCGGGAGAAACUAAAUCAAAGAAAAGUUCUCCAAGUCUUAUUGCCCGAUUGAUGGGCUUUGAUGGACUGCCACCUCAGCAGCUGUCUCACAAACAACAUAAAAGGUCAUCAGAGAACUAUUUGCAGAGGAUAUCACCAACAGGAAAGUCCCAAAGAAGUAGCACAUCAUGUAGCCAUAAGUCAUCCCGAAAAGGCUCAAAGGAGGAGCAAGAAUUCAAAGAUGUAUUUGAAGUUUUAGACACGUCAAAAAUGGAUAGUAGUAGUUGCUCAUUGCAGGGGCCUGCAGAUUCAAAGUUAACUGAAGCUGAGAUGGCAUUCAUCAAGCAGAAAUUCAUGGAUGUCACACAUCUUUCCAGUGAUGAAAAAAUUCAUGAUUUAAAGGAAUUUCAUGAUGCAAUUGAUGAUCUAGACUCCAACAAAGAUCUUCUGCCGAAAUUUCUUGAGCAGCCAGAUUCAUUGUUUACAAAGCAUCUACAUGAUCUGCAAACUGCCCUUCCUCUGUCCCAUUGUUGCCACGUAUCAGGUAUGAGGUCAAUACAUGCUCGAGAGUAUGAAGGUGGUGUCCUUGGCAGCAAAAUAGAUAGAGAAAUGCUAUUGAAGAAUCAUAGAAGGCACCAUAAUGAUCCUCUUAGCCAUUCUUUCAGUAAACAAGCUGCUGAUGAUCCACUCAAGGCAUUGAAAAUUCAAUUAGAAGGGAAAGAUGGACCUUCUGCUUUUCCUACACGGAUUGUUGUACUGAAACCAAACUUUGGUAAAGCGCAGAAUGCUAGUGGGACUGUUUUAUCACCUUUUUCUUCUCACAAUUUUCAUUCAGAUUGUAAGAGGAGGCAUACUGAAUUUUCUAGUAUCAAGAAUAGGGAGGCAGAGUUAGGCAGAAAUAAAAGGUUUCCUCAUCAUGCAGCACUACCAAGACAUAAGUCUAGAGAAUCUAGAGAAAUUGCAAAGGAGGUCACCAGGCAAAUGAGAAAUAGUCUUGAAAGUGCUUCUGUAAAGAUCUCAACCUCGCGAUUUAGAGGAUAUGCUGGGGAUGAGAGUUCAUCAAACGGGUCUGACAAUGAAUCAGCAAAUGAAUCAGAUAUGUUGACAGUGAUUUCUAGAGAUUCUAUUUGUUGGAGCAAUCGAUACAGGUCUUCACCAUCCUGCUCUGCUGAAUCAUCUGUGAGCAGGGAGGCCAAGAAGAGACUCUCUGAGAGGUGGAAGAUGACUCAUAGUAAUAGGUCUGUAGAUAUGGGAGUCAUUAGUAGGGGCAACACACUAGGUGAAUUGCUUGCUUUGCCUGAUAAGGAAGGGAGGCCAGCUAAUGUGGAUGCCAUGAUUGCUGGAAAAGGAUUUAGUGACAAUUUUGACGGAAAUUAUGAACUGGCAGAAUGUGCUGGACCUUUGGGUAUUAGCAGUAGGGAUGGCUGGAAAGAUGGAUGCAUUAGAAAUAUUUCUAGAUCAAGAUCUGUUCCUGCUUCAUGUACCACAUUUGGUCAUCCGAAAACAGGCAUGCGCUGUGAAACUCUUUGCAAUCACGGGCAUCUACCACCAAAAGAAUUAUUGCAGCGGGAAAAAAUCAAGCCAGUAAAGGGGAAUCUCAAUCAGAUAGAAGGUUCAUCUUCUAGAAAUUCAAGAUCUCGUAUUAAGAAAUCUCAUUUCUACAAGUACUCUUGUACAGAUCAUAGUGACACUUCACCAGAAAUUAAUUUCAGCCAUAAGCAACUGCAGAGCAGUAUUACAUGUGAUGAUCCAGUUAAACCAUAUCUUAUGGUUUCCGAGACAUCAGCUUCCAUUGUCACAAAUAUGAGUUCAGUUACUGAGAAUGCGGCAGAUGUAACAAUUGAGAAUGUGGCCAUGCCUUCUAAACCUACUAACUCGGAAUUACCUGCUUAUGUGUUGGUAAAAGACAAUUCUUCUAUUAGUGACCCAGAGGUUUUAACUUUGCUGGAACCAUCAAAUGAGCCACCUGACGAAGGGACGGUUGCUGUAAAGCACUCUGUAGCAGAGCUAGAAUCUCCAGCAAGUUCUAUGGAGGCUGAACAGCCCAGUCCUGUUUCUGUUCUUGAAACUCCUUUCGUGGAUGAUCUAUCUUCGAGUUCUGAAUGCUUUGAGACUCUCAGUGCUGACCUACAUGGACUUAGGAUGCAGCUUCGGCUACUCAAGUUGGAGUCAGAAGCAUAUGCAGAGGGACCCAUGCUCAUCUCAAGCGAUGAAGAUGUUGAGGAAGGCUCUGUUGGAUUUUCAGAGGAGAAAGGAAUAGUUGAACAGAGCAGGGAAUUUUCCUAUGUAGUUGAUGUUCUACUAGAAUCUGGUAUUAAUGAUGCUGACCCUGACACUUUCAUGGCGUCGUGGCACUCUCCAGAAUGCCCAGUGAAUCUCCUAGUAUUUGAAGAACUGGAGAAGAAGCAUUGCAAUGUCAUUUCAUGGCCAAGGUCUGAAAGGAAGCUGCUAUUUGACCGAGUAAAUUCAGCUAUCCUUGUGAUAAGCCAACAAUUUGCAGAUCCACACCCCUGGGUGAGGUCUGCAGCUGCAGUCAUUCCCAGGUGGAUUAAACAUGGACUUGAGGAUGGCAUCAACAAAUUGCUGGCAAGCCAAGAUAAGAAAGCUAAUGACAAUGUGGCGGAGAAGGUACUGGUAUCAGACUCUAAGUGGCUGGAUUUGAGAGAUGACAUUGAUGUAGUUGGUCGGGAAAUUGAGAGACUGAUGAUAGAAGAGUUGGUGAAAGAAAUGGUAGCAGCAUAGAGAUUAUGCACGGAAGUGCCCUUUUGGUUUAGGAAACUAUGAAUAUAUAAAAAAAAAUGAACAGAUAGAAUGUUCAUUUCAAUUAGGGAAGAUGAAAUAAAUUGAUAGAAUACCUUGAACCAAAAACAAAAUUCCAGAAUGGUGAUUGAGGAAAAGUACUAAUCCAAGAAUCAGCCAAAAAAAAAAUCUUCAGUAUGGCUGGAUUUGUCUCCAGGCUAUGAUUAUGAUCUGACGCUUAACAUGUUUAACAUGCUGGUAUCUCGCAGAUGAUAAGUAUCUAUGCUAUUGGAAGAAAACUUUCGAAGAAUUUGUGGUUGAUUUUUUCCCCCUCCCUUCAGAAGGUUUUUAUUGCAAAUCUUAAGCGGGUAGAUAAUAUAAUAAUUCGCCUUCUCUUU